GUCACAUCCUUUCGCACCUGUCCAGCAGGUUCUCCUCCCACCUGUGGCCGUCGUGUGUUAACUGUUCUGCGUCUGCGUUUUAGGGGCCUAUAAUUUUCUUGCAGUGACUACAUCGAGGCAUCGCCCUGUUGGAAACGAAUGACAUGUCUGCAAAUGAGAAAUAAUCGUCGUCUGCAUGAUGAGAGGAUGGAUGUGACCGAUGUGGCAAGAAUCCUGAAAGGGAAGUCGGCCAUCUUGACAGGAGGAAGAACCUGCGAAGGGUACACCCUCCUCACUUUUCCCGACACCGGCACGUUGCUCUCUGACCAAGACUUCAGAAAAGUGAUGCACUACUUGACUAGCUUGCCUCAAAGCCAAGAUGUCAAGCUCGGCUUCGUGUUGGUGGUGGACCGUCGAAAUGACAAGUGGACGUCCGUCAAGUCGAUAUUGCUCAAGAUAUCUGUUUUUUUCCCGGGCAUCAUAAGAGUGGUCUUUGUCUUGAAGCCCGUGGGAUUUUUACAGAAGGCCCUGUCUGAAGUUAGCAACAAACUUUUUAAGGAAGAUUUUAGUUUUAGGCUAGUCAUGUGCAGCACAUUGGAAGAGUUACACGAAUAUGUGGAUCCUGGCCAGCUGACGCAAGAUCUGGGAGGCAUCAUUCCCUAUGAUAAUAACCAGUGGAUAGAAGAAAGAAUGGCAAUAGAAAAGUUCUCAAGCAGCCUGAAGGAGGUCUUGGGGUCUGCUUUGGAAGUAAGGGAGAACCUGCGACUGGCCGACAUGCCCAACGACGUCCAGUCGACUCUGGAGCUGCUACGAGAUCAGGGCAGGGAAUAUCAGGAGCUCAAGGACCGACUGCUCCAAGUUGCUCAGAGGGGCCACCAACUGCUGAGCCACGUCCGACCCAACGGGACACACCUGCACGAUAGGCUCAUUAAUGUCUGCUCGCUCGACAGGUUGCUGGGUCAGUUGAACAGCACAGAGAAGGAAGUGGACAGUUUCUGGAGUAGCCAUAGAAAGAAGCUGGAAGAGUGCUUGGAGUUGAGGCGAUUUGAGCAAGACUUCCGGGAGCUCCAGGCCAACAUGGAAGCCAAUGAACGCGAGUUGGCAUCUAUGCAAUCCCUGGGGGACUCUGUCAGUCAGGUGGACGCCCUCUUGCAGCAACUGCAAGAGUUUGUCAGGCUAACGGAAGACGACUUAGAAAAGGCAGAGGAGCUGCGAAGAACCGGGAAGCAACUGAUCGCAGAGGGCCAUUAUGCCGUAGACUGCAUGGAGCCCAAGUGCCUGGAGCUGGAGUGCAUGUGUAACCGUUUCCAGGAGCUCCUAAGGCAACGGUUGGAUGUCCUGCACCGCUUCCGCGAUCUACAGGAACGCAUAGACAAGGCAAACAAGUGGUGUAGUCAAGGGGUUGAACUGCUGGCUACCCUGGACGUCGACCUGUGCACAUCACCAGAGUUUGCAUUGAGUGCUGUCCAGCAGUUGGCAACUUUUCUAAACAGUUCCCGUGAAUUUCGUCUGGAGGAUCCCCGAGAGUUUCAUCGCUUCUUCAAGGACUUUGUCAGUGGAGACAUGAAGCCUAUGUUACAGCAGGUAUUAAAAAGGAUAGAAGAUGUGAAGGUGACUUGUGAGAAACGUCAGAGCUGCUUCCAAACCCUCGCGGUCCGUCCACCUUUGGUGCCUCAUCAUGACAGCGCAACUCUUGGAUCUUAUAAUGCAAAAAAGCCCAACACCAAGGUGCAAUCUCGGUAUUUUAGUAGGUUACACAUUGAUAUGAACAACGGUCAGUCACUCCAGGAUAAGAGAAGCCACGUUAUGACAGAGCUGAUUGAAACCGAAAAAUCCUACGUGUCUGAGUUGCACAGCAUUAUUCAGGGCUACAAGAAAGCAAUGUGCAGCCCGGACAUGAAGGACCUCGUUCCACACUCUCUUCGUGGCAAAGGUGACAUACUCUUUGGAAACAUGGAGAGCCUUCAUCACUUUCACGACACCGUCUUCCUACAAGAUCUGGAGAACUGCCGCAGUACACCCCAGCUGGUGGGUAGUUGCUUCGUUCACAGAAAAGAGAGCUUCCACAAGUUAUAUAGCACGUACUGUAUGAACAAACCCAAGUCGGAAGCACUUCGUCUCGAGUGUGCCAGUAACAACGCCUUCUUUAAGGAAUGCCAGAGGAGACUGAACCAUAAGCUUCCUCUCGAUGCCUACCUGCUGAAACCUGUACAGAGGAUAACCAAGUAUCAAUUGUUGCUCAAGGAUUUGCUCAAGUAUUCCGAAGGUUGCGGAGAGCAAAGUGAGCUGCAAGAAGCUGUUGAGACGAUGCUUCAGGUCCUCAAACAUGUCAACGAUAGCAUGCACCAAGUUUCCAUAACAGGUUUUCAUGGUAGCCUCGCAGACUAUGGAAGGCUGCUGUUGCAAGGCAUGUUCAACGUGUGGCUGGAGAAGAAGAAAAAAGAGCUUCGCUUCAAGCCCAGCCAGAGAUAUAUUUUCCUUUACGAGCAACUCAUCCUCUUCACCAAGAAGUAUGGAAGGGACGACAACCCGGUGUAUGCCUUCAAAAAUGCACUCAAGACGUCUCAAAUUGGCCUCACGGAAAACGUGAAAGGGUCAAGGGGCGACAAGAGAAAAUUCGAAGUGUGGCUCCACGGACGGACGCAAGUGUUCGUAAUCCAGGCGCCCUCUCUUGAAUCGAAGGAACUAUGGGUGAAGCACAUCAAGCAAGUCUUACUGCAACAGUUCGAACAGAUGAAAGACGUUAAUCGACGCCAACAUUCUCAAGAGCAGCAACGCUUCAACGGGUCGCCCAGGGUACGGCACACGAUCAGUGGGAUGGUGUGGGAAAGCCACAACGAGGUCCCUCUCGGCCGACGAGCCACAUUGCCCGCACUCAGAAGCUACGUCGAACACGAAGAUGGUUGGUCGACGGAUGACGAAGCGGACAUUUUUCUCACUUCUGAGGUGGGCCGUUACUACGUUGCCCUGGGCGAUUACGAAGCUGUGGACGUGGGCGAGGUGACGUUGCACGAAGGCCAGCGCGUCCACGUGCUCAGGGUUGGUUGUGCGGGAUGGUGGUACGUCCGCUGUGGUGACCGCGAUGGUUGGGUUCCAGCUGCUUACCUCGCUCCUCGGCCCUCUUCGCCUUCCAUUAGCAGCCAAGAUUCCGGAGGAUGUGCCACGAGUCGCAUCAGCAUGGCCGGCAGCAACACCAGCCUGUCGAGCGGAGUUCCUUAAAAUGUGCCAACAGCUCUGCCAACGUUCCAUGACCAGCCAUGACAUAGACGGUUAUUUUCCUCCGUUUUCUGACGGAAUAUCUUCCAACUGUUCAUGCGGACGCCAGCCACCCCGAAACCGUGCCAGAAAAAAAGAUUCCCUAACGGAACAAACACUAUAGCGACGAGGCGAUUCUUGUCAAGAAAAACGUCAUGGGGUGUCAAUAUUAUGGUAUAUUUCCAAGUAGCUCACCCGAGUGAAGCCAUUGUUAAUUCAUUCUAAAAGUUAACCACGUGAAAGUUCCCAUAUCUUCUAAAUAUUGGAAAGGCUAUUCCAAUCAGGAAUUUCCACUCAUGUUCUACGUCGCUGCAUCAUCGCGACAUCGAGCCGCGUAAGCGUAAAAGCGUUCUUGUGGCCUUGGCGAACGAAGGGGAUAAAAAAAAAAAGAAGUCGUAUGGCCCUGCCGUACACAUUACUUACGGUAUCUUCGACUGGCGAUACCAAUGCUGGAAGCCAAAGCGCUCCGAACGGGAGGAAGAAAGAAACAAUCUGCCGUUGUCAGAACACUCAGUUUUGACCAGUCGAAUAUAUAUCGGUGGCUGCCAGUCGAAGAUGCCAAUAGGAAGGACAAACAGGACGGGGAAACCGUUUCGUGUCGUACAGAGCCAAGGCGGGAGCCAACUUGAAAAUGUGGGGAAACGUUAACGCCAAAGGCUAAAGAGGCCCGCUUUAGGUAAUCGCCCAUUCCGAACGACUUCGUUGGUUGUGUCAUUUUAUUGUAGAGGCGUCCUGGGUAGACUUGACAGGGAACCGACAUUUGCCUCAUAGAGUCCGACAACACAGCCGCUGCGUACUCGGUAGAGGUUACAUUAUCGUUUCUAUUCCUUCCGCCUCGGAGAGCCUGGUUGUGAUUGGAGCGACUCCUAAGUCAUGUCGGAGUAGCAAUCGUGCAUUGCACAGUCCCGUUGGUACCAUUCUUCCUAAGCUGGACAAGACAAUGUUAUAGCAGGUGUCGAAACCUCACGUCUGUCAACUGUGACGUCCUUUCUGAGCACGCGAUAGUACUGACGCUAUCAAUCCGUGUGUGUCAAGUUCUUGAUGCGGUCUCUUUCUGUGCAAGUUUCGUUUUCAAGCCGAGUUGCCCCUGGGUGGCUUUUUUGUUUAACUUCGGCAAGAUAGCGUUGUGACACCAAAAAAGUACGUGCCGUUGUAUGUUACCGUCGAUGUGUCAGCGAGGAAUGGACCUUUUUCCUAAUCUUGUCGCCCCCUAGUGGCUCUUCAGCGAACUAUUCUUGGCGCACGCCAGAAACGAGCUCAUGUAGAAGUGUAGAAGAAGGAUCGAGAGGAGGCGGAAAGUGGAAGCUGAAAUUGGGAACGAGCCAUGUGACGUGCGACUUUCGGUUUCGGUUUUACUGUUGUGUGCAUAGUUGUUGAAAGAGUAGUUUCAGAAUUAUUUGAUAGACACGCGGUUGGUGUGUCACAAUGGCCCCCAAACUGGCACGUGCAAAGCCAUCUCAGGAAACGUGAAGCGUCUCCCUUAUUCCACUUACCCCGGACUCCGCUUUUCUCUUCUCUCUUUUCUUCUUGCCUCCAAGGCUUGUACGCUACCGACUCGAGUCCGCGUGAAUCGGCUGCGCAAAGCGCCAUCUGUUUAGCGCGCACAAAAUGUUCCUCCCCGCCUCCGAGGCUGUAGGAGCCACGCGCACAAGCAAUUAGGACAGAGGCCCAUUUUUGUUGUUGUUGUGUCGUUGUUGUUUCCCCACUACAAGUGCCCUUGCACAACGAGUAACCAUCGACACGAAUUGUUCUACAAAUUGGCCCGAAGACUUUGCAUACGAGUUCAAAGUACCGCCAGCAACGAACGCGCGCGCAGCAGAAUGAGAGACUGCAUUUUUUCUGCAACCCUGCUGAGAGUGCCUUUUUUCCUUAGCCAGUGGAGCUACUCUCGACUCGAGUCCCUCGUAUAAGUUUGCUCACGUAUUCGGAUAAUCUUUCUUUUUGUCGGAAUUUGCUCAAGUGGCGACUUUCACAGCGUUCAUCCGAUGUAGAAAAGCUUUCCUGUAAAUACAGGGAGUCUAAAACACGGGCUUCCGGGGACACCGAGAAGAAAAGAAAUCGCAACUAAAAAUGCGGGGUUUCCCAAAAUGUAGAGUACUGAGAAAAACGGUUGGGAUUUAAUCUCCAACAUACAUGCUUUCCCUUUUUUCCUUUUUUUACGAGUUUGAAACAUAACGUCCACGUUUUUUUAGUUCACGUUUAGUAAAUAUGCCUUCCGAAUUCAAGAAAAUGGCGGCAUGGGCUAUUCAUACUGGAGAGGAGUGAGCAAUUUCUAACUCGUCUUAAUUUACAGAAACAAAUCUAUAGCCUCCAAAUUUUUUCGAGCGAUUUUUGGGGAAUUUAAGAAUAUACUAUUGUUUUUAGAGUGGUACUUUUUACAGUGCGGAAGAAAAUGUAGUACUUCACCAUUGGGAAACCCUGUAUUUAAAAGAAUAUCGAAAGUUUAUCGCUGUUGUAACGCGAACGAUGCCCUGUAUGCCGCGUUUUUCAAUGAAGCCGUAUUUUCACCGUAGAUUGAACCGGAAGAGACUUAAAGACGACUCCCGGCAAAUUCGCAAGUGCCUUUUGUCCUCUAUGGUAAUUCCUCUUUUUCGAAGAACAGAAAUAAACACUGCUUAUGCCAUA
Molecule: messenger RNA, 5859 nt
Organism: Ornithodoros turicata
Lineage: Eukaryota; Metazoa; Arthropoda; Arachnida; Ixodida; Argasidae
Product: guanine nucleotide exchange factor DBS-like
Exons: 24
Coding region: 139-3198 (1019 amino acids)
Biological process (GO): intracellular signal transduction
Cellular component (GO): cytoplasm
Molecular function (GO): protein binding; guanyl-nucleotide exchange factor activity
Source: RefSeq, a predicted model, not a curated record